CCCAAAAAGAAGGUGGCCUAGAAUGUUGAUGGAGUAGGACUUUGUCUUUGAGAGCAAGAAUCCCGGAACCUUACCAGUAUUUCGUUAAAAUCGUUGUGGAAAGGUUUCACUUCAUCCCUCUAUAAAAUGCUCCUCCGGUAAUACAGCGACAAGUCGGAGAACAAAUAUGGCUUCAGCAUUGCAGGAAAAUGUUCACGCGAUUCAUGAUGAAGAGGCUAAGUUCAGACAAUUUGAUGUCGUCAAUGAUUGCUCCGACCAUUACUUCGCCAAUUCAAAGCAUGCAGCGUACAAGAGAGCUUGCUUCACCAGCACUGGAAAUGGCGCUCUAUACAAGAAGAUCAUGCAAGAUUGGAAGAUUCUUGAGAAGGAUCUCCCAGAAUCUAUCUAUGUACGUGUCUACGCUGGACGGAUUGACCUCCUCCGGGCAGCCAUCAUCGGUGCUCGAGAAACUCCCUACCACGACGGUCUUUUCUUCUUCGAUUUUGCAUUCCCUUGCGAUUAUCCAAAUCGGCCUCCUCUCGUAUAUUACCACUCUCACGGUCUCAGAUUGAAUCCAAAUUUGUACAGUGGUGGUGCUGUUUGUCUGAGCUUGUUGAACACCUGGUUUGGCACCGAGAAUGAGAAGUGGAACCCUUCUGUCUCUACGGUUCUUCAGGUUCUCGUUUCACUCCAAGGGAUUGUGCUAAAUGACAAACCUUACUACAAUGAGCCCGGAUUCAAGCUUUCUGGGUCUUGGGAAACUUACAAUGAAGAUGCUUUCUUGUUGUCGUGCAAGACAAUGCUGUUCUUGCUUCAAAACCCACCCAGAAAUUUUGAGGCUUUCGUUGUUGGGCAUUUCUGUGAGCGUGCAAACUCCAUUCUAAGUGCUUGUAAGGCUUACCAGGAUGGUCAUGUGAGGGUCGGUCUCUACCGUGAUGAAAAUAGGCCAACUUGUAUGAGUGAGAUCCAAGCAUCAGACAGGUUUAAGAAGUCGAUGGACAAGCUUUACAAGGAUCUUUCAGUGGGCUUCGCAAAGAAUGGAGCUUCUAAUCUGCAUAAUGAUCUUAUCGAAGAGUUUGGGGACGAGAUUGAAAAUAUCGGUUUAAAACAAAAAAGGGUCACUGAAAAGAAGAAACUUGGAGAAUCUUGCGAGAUUAUUGUCUAUUUGAAGAGCAUUUUGGGACUGAAUAAGGGCGGUAAGACACUAAAAAAUAACGCAAAUGGGAUCAAAAUGAACACCUCUUGACAGAUCUUCUGCAAGUAGCUGCUAGUGGUCGAUUCAGUUCAAUUCAAUUAGGAAGAAUAAGGGAAAGAGGAGAGACAGUUUUCUUUGUUUUGAGUAAUUACUAAAUAGGGAAGGGCCUUUUUUUGCAGAGCAGAGAUACUUGAGCAUGAGUUAUUAAACUUCCUAGGCUCAAUGAUAAAUGAAUAUCUUUCGGUUCGAUCUGUUGAUGAUUGAUCAAGCAUAGAUUUCUUAUUUGUAUUUAAUUAUAAUAUUUUUAAUGUAUGUA
Molecule: messenger RNA, 1490 nt
Organism: Juglans regia (Persian walnut)
Lineage: Eukaryota; Viridiplantae; Streptophyta; Magnoliopsida; Fagales; Juglandaceae
Product: putative ubiquitin-conjugating enzyme E2 38
Exons: 2
Coding region: 167-1225 (352 amino acids)
Molecular function (GO): ubiquitin conjugating enzyme activity
Source: RefSeq, a predicted model, not a curated record